Messenger RNA from Fraxinus pennsylvanica, 831 nucleotides. NCBI's taxonomy places the organism in Eukaryota, Viridiplantae, Streptophyta, Magnoliopsida, Lamiales, Oleaceae. The record is from the annotation of a GenBank genome assembly.
AUGGCUGGAAUUGCUGUGGUUUUCGACUUCGACAAGACGAUAAUCGACUUGGAUAGUGAUAAUUGGGUUGUCGAUGAAUUGGGUGCCACUGAUUUGUUCAAUCAACUUCUUCCCACCAUGCCUUGGAAUUUUGUAAUGGACAGGAUGAUGAAGGAGCUCUAUGCACAAGGCAAAACCAUAGAUGAUAUUCAAGAGGUACUAAGACGGGCCCCGAUUCAUCCCCGGGUCGUCCCAGCAAUCAAAACCGCUCAUUCUUUGGGGUGCGAUUUAAGGAUAGUGAGUGAUGCAAACCUAUUUUAUAUCGAAACAAUCCUCGUUCAUCUCGGAAUCAGGGAUUGUUUUUCUGAAAUCAACACAAAUCCAGGCUACGUAAAUGAAGAAGGGAGGCUCAGAAUUUUCCCUUUUCAUGAUUUUCAAUCUUCUUCUCAUGGCUGCAAUCUUUGCCCUCCCAAUAUGUGCAAGGGCAUGAUUAUAGAACGGAUUCAAGCCUCUUUAGCCAAGGAAGGAAAGAAAACGAUGAUCUAUCUAGGCGACGGAAGUGGAGAUUUCUGCCCAAGUUUGAAGCUUAAAGAUGAAGAUUACGUCAUGCCAAGGAAGAACUUCCCGGUUUGGGAUUUGAUAUGCCAGAAUCGAUCACUUGUAAGAGCAGAAAUCCACGAAUGGAAUGAUGGAGAAGAGCUUGAACGCGUUCUCCUCAAACUUAUUGAAACAAUUUCCCUUCAAGAGAGUCACUCUAAAUCGACUUGGUGGUUAUCAGUCGAUUGCAAGAUGGAAACAAUUCCGAUGACUGCUCAUGAGGCCUUGCCCCCAGCCCUCCCAGUUAACCAGUAG